Molecule: messenger RNA, 1365 nt
Organism: Morus notabilis
Lineage: Eukaryota; Viridiplantae; Streptophyta; Magnoliopsida; Rosales; Moraceae
Product: RNA-binding protein CP29B, chloroplastic
Exons: 5
Coding region: 64-954 (296 amino acids)
Cellular component (GO): cytosol
Molecular function (GO): mRNA binding
Source: RefSeq, a predicted model, not a curated record
UUCUUCUUUCUAAAACCCCAAACCCUUAAACACACAAACCUUAUCUUUAGAGAGAGAGAAACCAUGUCUGCCUCAGCCUCUUCCUCUCUAGCCCUAGCCUCUCUCACUCCUAAAACUCUCUCUCUCUUCGCCUCCAAACCCACUUCGCUUUCUCUGUCCUCUCUCUAUUCUCCUUCUUCUUCUUUCGCUUCUCUCAAGCUAUACGCCGGCAAUGUUAAUGUCGUUUGCGUUUCGGCAAGGGGGUUUCGGGGCUUGUCGUCGUCGUCGCCGUGCCGUUUCGUCCCCAAAGUCGCCGUUUCGUCGGAGUUCGACCAGGACGAGGAUGUUCUGAGCGACGGCGGAGAGGAGCCCGGUUUCUCUCCCGACCUCAAACUCUUUGUCGGUAAUCUUCCCUUCAGCGUUGACAGCGCCCAGCUCGCUGGGCUCUUCGAGAGAACCGGGAAUGUGGAGAUGGUUGAGGUGAUUUAUGACAAGACGACUGGAAGAAGUAGAGGGUUUGGUUUUGUGACCAUGUCUUCUAUCGAUGAGGUUGAAGCAGCCGCUCAGCAGUUCAAUGGCUAUGAACUUGAAGGGAGGCCAUUGAGGGUGAACUAUGGACCGCCUCCUUCCCGUGAAGACGAUUCCUUUCCAAGAGGUCGCAGAGGUGGUGGUGGUGGUGGUGGUGGUGGUGGUGGUGGUGCAGGUUAUGAAACUGGCAACCGGGUCUAUGUGGGUAACCUUUCAUGGGGUGUUGAUAAUGCAGCUCUUGAGAGCUUGUUUAGUGAGCAAGGAAAGGUUUUGGAAGCCAAGGUGGUUUAUGAUAGGGACAGUGGUAGGUCCAGGGGUUUUGGCUUCGUAACCUAUAACACUGCUGAUGAGGUCAACAGCGCUAUCAAUUCCUUGAAUGGUGUUGACUUGAACGGAAGAUCCAUUCGAGUGACCCAUGCCGAAGCGAAACCAAGGCGCUCGUUUUGAAUAUUGAAUCCUCUGUUUGUCCCUGGAUAAUAAAAGACUGAGGGAAAUUAGGAGCAAUGCAGCUGCACCCUGUGGCUUCACCAGGAAAUUGCAGAAUAUAGCUUACUGACUGCGACGAAUUGCGCACAAGCAGCGGUUUUUUGGCCAUGGAUGGACGAGGGAUCAAGAUGAUUUUUUCUUUGUUAUUAUUUUAAAGCUUAAAUUAAUGUAUGCGAUUGGUGUGUUAAACUAAGUUAAGGAAUGGAUUUUGUAGUCAACCCCUUGUCAAGUUUUUCAGAUUCAGUAAAAGAGAAGCUAAAAAGGCAAUAAUCUGAACCCAGUUUGAGCAACAAUCCUAUGCCUUUUGAGGAAUAUGUUGGUAACAAUUGUAUGCAUUUGAAAAAUGUUUCAAUUAUAUCCUUUUUGGCAGGA